CUAUCCUCCUCCUCCUCCUCCUCAUCAUCAGCACCCUCCUCCUCCUCCUCCUCCACCUCCUCAGCAGCGGCAGCAGCAGUGUGAUGAAGCAGCGGAGGACAGAGACCCUCCUGCUCUGAGACACUGGAUCAGCCCACAGACAGGAUGACCGAGGUGAUGAACUCUCUGGAGCCGGGGGCCGAGGACUUCAGCGGGGGAGGAGCCGAGGGCCCGAUCUUCUCAGACGCCCAUGAAAGGUUUCCCAAGUUGUCCAAGAGGCUUCCCUCCAUCGUGGUGGAGCCGAUGGACGGAGCCGAGGUGGAGAGCGGGGAGCUCCGCUGGCCGCCGGACGAGCCGAGCUCCCCGGACGCCAAACCUGAGAGACAGAGCCCGGAGGAGCCAGCUGGAGGUGAGGACGAGUCCAGCGUGGACGAUGAGGCGGCCGCGGCGGAGAUGCAGGACUCCAACUGACCCGACUCUGUGAAACCCAGCGUCACUGUGAGUGCGUCCGGCCUCUGAGGAGCCAACCAAGUAGACGAGCUCUUUGUGUGUAGACCGAUCCGGAGACAGAGGAGGUAGACUAACAGAUUCCAAGACCCCAGCUCACAGGCUUUGGAGCCAGAGUCCAGUCGGCACCUUGUUUUCAUGUUCUGUGCAGACAAAGGAGAUUUCACUGACACGUGUUUCGAUAAUAAAAUCACUGACGAGACAAACUUCACUUCCUGAAACCUUUUGAUCACCACUUUGUUCCUGGUGACUAAAUUUCCUGCUGUCGAGCAAACGACUGGAAGUUAGAGCCCGACCGAUAAAUUGAGAAACAAACCGAUAAUCGACUCACUGACAAAUCAGCGUCAGCAUGGGUUCGACGAUAUGAACAAACAUUAGAGACAAGAUGUACUUUGUGUGAUGAUGAUGUGUAUUUGCUUUGUUUAUAUAUUUAGUUGUAUUUGAUUAUUUUUUAUGUAUAGAUAUUUAUUAUAAAGUUGAUGGUUAUUUUCGUUACCGCAUCUUUAGGGUUUGAUAACAACAUCUUAGGAAUCACUGCCAAUUCUUUUAAUACAAAUAUCAUCUGAUCUAUAGGUUUUCAAAGACAUGUUUUAAUGUCCCACUUUCCCUGUCACAUUCCAGCUCUGUUCUUUAUAUCAACAAACCUUUUUGUUUUAUUUGAUAAAGUUAAUUUUCUGUCUCUGGCUCCGAGCGGUCUCCGUCCAGGUGUCCACGGUGUCGUCUCCACAUCUGGACACAUGUUUCUAAAAGCUGUCUUAAGUCUUCUGUGCCAUACGCCUGCUGUUACUGAUGGUAGCUGCUGUAUCCCAGGCUUCACACUCUAGAUGUGAGGGACCUCCAUGUGUGUUGAGUGCUCACUGCUGUAGUCUGGUGAUCUUGGUCUCACUGUUCACUUUGUGAUAAUAGCUACGGUGUUUUUGAGGAGCAGAAUUUGAUGAAGAACAAAUCUGUCAUUUUAUUUGAUGUUGUUAUAUUCUAUGAUAUAUUCUGAUGUGUAGGCAUCGUCUUCAUGCAGUAGGCGCUAAAGGGAAAGAAACCGUGUUUAACUGAAGAUAUUUGAGCAAUAGGAAUUUAAAAGCAGCUGAUUUUGUUAUAGACUGAAGAAGUAACAAGAACCAGUAUAUUUGGAGUCUGACUCGCUUGUUACAGACAUGAUAUUUUUUAAAUAUACUGAAAACCUAAAUUAUUGCACAACUAAUAAACCUUUUGAAAAUU
Messenger RNA from Platichthys flesus (European flounder), 1701 nucleotides. RefSeq lists its product as uncharacterized. NCBI's taxonomy places the organism in Eukaryota, Metazoa, Chordata, Actinopteri, Pleuronectiformes, Pleuronectidae. The record is from RefSeq and is a predicted model, not a curated record. The coding region runs from base 145 to 450 and encodes 101 amino acids. The transcript is spliced from 4 exons.